AUGUGUCCAAAGAAAACAAUUGUAUCUUCGGUCUCAUCGAAUACUUCUCCAGUUCCACAAGGCACAUCCUCAAAUACAUUAGUACCACCACAUACGAAUACUUAUAAUACUUAUUCAUCGACUCAUUCCAAGAUUAUUUCAUUGACCUCCCCUAAGAGUACUUCAUCUAUUUCUUCCGAGAGUACUUCAUCGGCUAAUUAUCCGACGUCUCCUGAGGAAACUUCGUCCUCUAAUUCUCCAACUUCCCCUGAGAAAAAUUCAUCUAUUAAUUCUCCGACUCCCCCCGAGAAAAAUUCAUCGACUAACUCUCCAACUUCUCCCGAGAAAACUUCAUCGACUAACUCUCAAACUUCUCCCGAGAAAACUUCGUCGACCAAUCCUUCAACUUCUUCAGAGAAUACUUCACAGACGACUACUCCGACCUCUGAGAGUACAUUGUCGAUUACUUCAUCGACCUCCCUUAAGAGUACUUCAUUGACUACCUCGAUUACUUCAACACCUACUAACACACCAUCGACUUUUUUGGCGUAUACACUUUUUUCAAGCUUUGAAGUCAAUUACUCAGGUUUUGGUCAAAGCAUAUUAGGUUUAGUAACAUUUUUUCAAAAUCCCAAUGGAAAUACUGUCGUGUCGGGACAGAUAAAUCAACCUUUAAAUCAAUUUAAUGGAACUUUUACUUUCGUAAUUCUUGAUAACAACCAAGUAUUGUUCGAUUUUACGAGUUCAAUUAUCCCAAUUCAAAUUGGAAACGCCUCUACAUUCAGCACGUCUCAGAGCUCAGCAUUGAUAAGUGGUAGUGAAAGUAUUAUUGGGAAAUAUUUUGUAAUAAGAUUUCAGAGUACAACCAUUGCAAAAGGCAAGAUAAAUGAAGUAUUUGGCGUUUGA
Molecule: messenger RNA, 885 nt
Organism: Acaulospora colombiana
Lineage: Eukaryota; Fungi; Glomeromycota; Glomeromycetes; Diversisporales; Acaulosporaceae
Source: the annotation of a GenBank genome assembly